AACAGUGGAGGAAAAAGAGGUCUACUCCUCCUCACUCCUCCACUCUUCUUUCUUCAUUCAUAGGGAAGCCUGUGAGCCGAGACCCCUCUCCUCCUUGGAUGGACCCUCAGAGUCGUGAAACUCUGUUUUUGCUCAUAGAUCUGGAUGGAAACUGAAAGUCUGACCUGAUUGCUGUAUCUCCUAAUUGGGGAAGCUGAACCGCAGUGAGUUUGACAUGAACUUUAGUUGGACUUGAGGAGCUUCCAGAGUCGCUGUCUGGAGGACUCAGAGCUUAGAAAGAGCGUUUUUAGUCUCUGGGGGAUUCGAAAGGUGCCUUGUGAAAGGAGACAGGACUGACUUAAAAAUUGCCUCCAGUUUUCCAAGCUUUCGUCCCUGGACCACCAUGGGUUCCGAGGUUCGUGACCUGAACUCCCUCCUGCCCUCGGUCCCUCCAGGCCCCAGCCCCAGCUGCACAGCGCUGCCCGUCAGCACGGCCCCUCAGUGGGCUCCUGUCCUGGACUUCCACACCGCUGCCUCCCCUUACCCCUCACUGGCUGCUCCCCAUUCCUCUCUGGGGCCCCACUCCUUCAUCAAACAGGAGCCCAGCUGGGGAGCCACAGGGGACCCACACCACCACGACACAGACCCCCAUUGCGGCCUCAGCGCUUUCACAGUGCAUUUCUCGGGUCAGUUCACGGGCACGGGGGCCUGCAGGUACGGGGCAGCGUUCGGGGCCCCCCCUCCUCCUGCUCCAACGGCACCCAACCAGCCUGCGCCUGUGGCAGCGCCUCACCACCACCAGCCCCCCAGCAGGAUGUUCAGCAACCCAUCGUACCUGAGUAGCUGUAUGGACACCCAGCCGGCAGCCCGAAACCAGACAGGUUACAGCACGGUGGCGUUCGAUGGAGCCGGUAAUUACGGGCACACUCCUACGCACCACAGCUCGCAGUUCUCCGGCCACUCCUUCAAGCACGAAGACGCUCUAACCCAGCCGAACACAAUGGGUGACCAGCAGUAUCCCGUACCUCCUCCCGUUUAUGGAUGUCACACACCUUCUGACAGCUGCACAAGCAGCCAGGCUCUGCUGUUGAGGAACCCCUACAACAGCGGAGACAAUUUAUAUCAAAUGACCUCUCAGUUGGAGUGUGUGGCAUGGAACCCUGUCAAUACACUGGCAUCCACCCUUAAGAGCCAUGCACCAGGCUACGACAGCGACCCCAACACCCCCAUGGUGUACAGCUGCAGCACACAGUACCGCAUACACACACAUGGAGUCUUCAGAGGCAUUCAGGAUGUGCGGCGGGUUCCCAGCAUCGCUCCAGCCAUAGUCCGAUCAGAGACCAACGAAAAGCGUCCGUUCAUGUGUGCCUACCCAGGAUGCAACAAGCGCUAUUUCAAAUUGUCGCACCUGCAGAUGCAUGGCCGCAAACACACAGGGGAGAAACCCUAUCGCUGUGACUUCACAGACUGCGGCCGCAGUUUUUCACGGUCUGACCAGCUUAAAAGACACCAGAGGAGGCACACAGGAGUUAGACCAUUCGAAUGCGAGACGUGUCAGAGAAAGUUCUCUCGGUCUGACCACCUUAAGACACACACACGGACUCAUACAGGUAAAACAAGUGAGAAGCCGUUUAACUGUCGGUGGCCGAACUGUCAGAAGAAGUUCGCCCGGAGCGACGAGCUGGUGCGGCACCACAACAUGCACCAGAGGAACCUCACCAAGCUCCAGAUUUCCAUCUGAGUUUGUGUUGUCGAACGGGCAGCUUAAGCCUGAUGUGGAAGUCCAAUUUUCUGAGGUGUACUUACAGUCAGACUGCAGACCUAUAAUUUUAGGUUUUAGAAAGAAAAAAAAAACAUUUUAAAGCCUUAGAAUCUGAGUUAAAGUUUUGCUUGGUUACAGUCCUGACUCUUCUUUAUUGUUGUCAUUUUGUCGUUUGAUGCUUUGGUUUAAAAGGUUCUCAAGGCCCUGUCUCUCAAAUUGGUCUUACAGCACUGUGCAACAAUUCUUAAUUCAUCUACAAUGUCUUUGCUUCCAAUGCACCAAAUGACUUGGAUUUUUUUCCGAUUGUACAGAUUUAUAAUUCUCAAGGCUUUCUGAAGGUCUUUUUUAAGUCUUAUUCUGUAGCCAUUUGUGGCCUUUAUUAAGGGAACCUAGAGGUUCACAUUCCUAUAGGUUUUGAAAGAAAUAUUUGAAAGAAUGUAACAAAACAUGUAAAAAGAUCAAUUACACUAUGAAACUUUCCUCUAAACCAAUUAAAGGGCUUAACUGGUGCUGGCUGGGCUCCAGCUCUGUUUCCCGCACCAAUAACAUAGAUUCUAUCGAACUGGUUCCUUUUUCUGCAGAUCUUUGUAGGUACACAGGUAAUAGCUGUGAGGACUUAAUAUGUCAGCUUAAAACACUAAUAAUAAGAAUAAAUAAAAACCUGUUUGUCCAAUGCAAUCAACUUUAGGCAUCAAAUCAUACCCACUUCAUGGAAAACCAUCUUCAUCAAUUGUUGAUUUUAAGUAAUUACCUAAAAUCUGCUUAUAAUCUGCUGUAAUAUGAUAAUAUACUCAGAUAAAGGAGAUGGUUCACUGUUUCAACCUGAGGUUGAUCAAGCAUCUGAAGACCAGCCUGAACUGGGAUAAAAAAAACAUUAAACAGAAAUAGUGUGUAAGAAGACAAAAUACGAUAAAAGAUAUAAAUGAUCAGUUUGGAGCAUUUUAUGUUUACUAAAAAAUAAAAUGAAACAAAC
Cyprinodon tularosa is the source of this 2714-nucleotide messenger RNA. RefSeq names its product WT1 transcription factor a (gene wt1a). Gene Ontology annotation, cellular component: nucleus. The record is from RefSeq and is a predicted model, not a curated record. The coding region runs from base 383 to 1720 and encodes 445 amino acids. Gene Ontology annotation, biological process: regulation of transcription by RNA polymerase II. The transcript is spliced from 10 exons. Gene Ontology annotation, molecular function: DNA-binding transcription factor activity, RNA polymerase II-specific; RNA polymerase II cis-regulatory region sequence-specific DNA binding. Lineage: Eukaryota; Metazoa; Chordata; Actinopteri; Cyprinodontiformes; Cyprinodontidae.